AACACAACUCUCCCAGCAUCACCGCCGCCAACUGUUCAACUUGUCUUACUUAAGUACAAGUGACUGUGAUAAUACAAGUGUGACUACAAGUGUAAAGUGAGAGUCAUGGCCCCAACACAGCACCACAGCACAUCUUCCUGCCUCGACACAACAACUGCCGAGAAUAAGAGCAGUGUUAGCACAUCCUCCUGUUUAACAAGUGUAAACAGCAGUAUUACCAAGAGCAGCAGCAGCAGCAGCAGUGACCGCAUCAGCAGCAGCAGGAACAGAAGCAGCAGCAGCAGCAGUGACAGCAACAGCAGGCUGUGUGAACCAAACUUAUCACAGCAAGAGUCAACAGGUGUCUGGGAAGCUCUGCUGCCCAUCACCUGCCGGGGACAGUUCUACCACGACACUUUCUUCAAGGAGGCUCGUCAACACUUUGACGCCGCCGUCAGGGAGGUGCUCGACGAAUGGGAUCACAGGUCAACCCUAGUGGAUGACCUCACCUCCUACAGGAAACUUCGUGAGUCAAACCUCACAGAGGCCAACCAGGCGGUCGCCGUCUCCCAAGAUGACAAUUGUCACCAGGUGGUGAUGGACGUGAGAGACUUCGUCAGUGGAGACGUGAAGGUGAAGGUGGUUGAUGAGGACGAGUUGGUGGUGGAGGGCAGUGUGGAGCAGCGGCAGGAGGGCUCAGUCUCCAAGAAGAGUUUCCGACGUCGGUUCUCCUUCCCUGGUCUCGUCAGGCCAGAGGCUGUGACCUCCACCAUCUCUUCUGACGGUGUCCUCACAGUCAAUGUGCCGAAAAAGAAGGUACAACUGACACACGGUGCGGGUGUUAAUGUGAACAAGAGGAGCGUUCCCACCAACUCCUCCACAGCCACACGAGAAGAUAAAGAAAACUUUAAUAAGUCCGUAAAUGGUCGACACCUUCCUAGCAACUCACAAUCUUCAACACGUUCAAAAAUUACUAAAAAUACAGAACACAAUAAUGUGAAGUCAACACACUUCAGUCUGGACGAUGAAGUCAACAAAACAUCAAGAAAGAAGACGACACAGACCAGCGGUUCCCCUCCAGACCAAACCUCAGACUGGCUGCUGCCAAUAUCUCACAAGGGUCUCUUCUUCCAUGACUCAUUCUUCGCAGAAGCUCGCCAGGACUUUGAGUCGGCCGUGAAGAAGGUCCUGGAUACGUGGGGAGAAACACCUGACAGUGACCACAUGACCUGCUACAGAGGUCUGAGAGAACGUGACCUGAAGGAGGAGAACCAGGCAGUGUCCAUCACGGAGGAUCACCAGAGUCACAAGGUGGUGAUGGACGUGAGAGACUUUGUCAGUGGAGACGUGAAGGUGAAGGUGGUUGAUGAGGACGAGUUGGUGGUGGAGGGCAGUGUGGAGCAGCGGCAGGAGGGCUCAGUCUCCAAGAAGAGUUUCCGACGUCGGUUCUCCUUCCCUGGUCUCGUCAGACCAGAGGAUGUGACCUCCACCAUGUCUUCUGACGGUGUCCUCACAGUCACUGUGCCGAAGAAGAAACAGUCCAAAGCGACGGAAAAUAUUGUACCUGGUGCCAAUGUUACCAGCACAAACACUCUCCGGACAGUAGGAAAACAAUCGUCUUCACCUGUCAUAAGGGACACCAGAGGGUCACAACAAAGGUCCUCCACGGCUACAAAGAACCAAGUGAGACGAAGCUCCAUCGACGAGAGAGAAAAAACUGAGAAACAAAAGCGUAACACAGAGUCGUCCGGUGACACAAAUGUCGUCGACAAAUCCAUCUCCCAGGAAACAAAAACUCUCUACAUUGAUCAUGACAGAAAACACACCAACACCUCUGCCGCCAACGAGGAGUCAUGGAUGUUAGAUUCCCUCCUGCCAAUAUGCCACAAAGGUUUAUUCUUCCAAGAUUCUUUCUUCCAAGACGCUCGUGACAGCUUCGAGACGGCCGUUAAGGAGGUGUUGACCAGGAUGGGAGAAGUAAAGACCUCAGCUGACGACCUGUCCCUCUACAGGAGUCUGCGUGAGUGUGACCUGAGAGACGAGAACCAAGCCAUGAAGGUCAGCGAGAACCAACACACUCAUCAGGUGGUGAUCGACGUCAGUGACUUCAUGAAGGGAGACGUCAAGGUGAAGGCAGUAGGCAAGAAUCUAGUGGAGGUAGAAGGUCUCGUGGAGAAGCAAGAGGGAGAAUUAAAGUCGAACAAGAGCUUCUGUCGUCGCUUUAAUCUUCCUGGCGUGGUGAACUUGGACACCAUCACCUCUGCCAUAUCUUCGGACGGCGUCCUCACUAUCAGGGCGCCUAAAACCUCGGGGGACGCUAGUGUGAGGACGGCAUCCCGGGAGGAGAGGACGCUGCAUCAUCAGGACACCAGCGAGGGGCGUGACGGCUACCCCUUCACCCACAGUUGUUCAUCACACCAACACCUCGUCUCCCCCAGACCCACCAGCAUGUAAACCUCACACCACUCACAAAAUUACCAAAGAAAUGCGAUGUUAACCUUCAGGAAAUAUCAGUUUGUUGACAUAUUUUAUUUUUAUGAAUAAAUUCCACUUUCAUAUUAUCAACAUGGAUAAGUUUUUUAUACUGAUAUAAAACUCUGGAAUAAAUACUCCUGUCUACUGGCUGGAACAAAGAGAAAACCCUGGAAAUAAUAACAUGAACAAUUAUACUCUUGGACGUAUAAUUAAAGGUGGGCGAAUUAUGAAAGAGAUAGAAGUGGAAGUAAGUGAUGGAAGGAAGAGUCUUAGAUGAAUGAAUAAAUAUGAAACUAUGUUCUCAAGACACGACAAAAUCUGGGAGGAUUCUAAAGUGUGGGUCGUGGUCGCCAACC
This is a messenger RNA of Homarus americanus (American lobster), 2810 nucleotides long. RefSeq lists its product as uncharacterized. The coding region runs from base 106 to 2433 and encodes 775 amino acids. The transcript is spliced from 6 exons. The record is from RefSeq and is a predicted model, not a curated record. Gene Ontology annotation, molecular function: protein folding chaperone. Lineage: Eukaryota; Metazoa; Arthropoda; Malacostraca; Decapoda; Nephropidae. Gene Ontology annotation, biological process: response to heat; protein refolding.